UCUCCCUCCACGCCAACUCAGUCCAUUUCGAUUCCCUCCUUUCCAAGCUUCUCCUGCUUCCAGAACUUUCCCUCCAUCCCAAGCAACUCUCUUCAACAUAUUCGCUUCAAUCUCCCAAUUCUCCGAUACUUCCUACUCUUUGAUUGCAUCUCCCUCUCCGUGAUCUCCGCGAUUCAAGAUGUUGAUGUCCAUUUUUAGUUCCUUCGAUGCUCUCUGCGCCGAGUUUUCCUACGGUCAGAGGUUACGCUUAUCUGUUGACGGCGGAAAUCUCAAGCCCAAGCUGGAGCAGAAGCCUUCUUCCUCCGUUGAUUCUUCUGAGAAGAAACGGACGGCUCCAGAUUCAUCCAAGGCCGCGCCACCGACGCAACCCGGCGGAGACAAGAAACAAAGGCGGCGAUUCUCGCCGAGGUUUGCGCCGGAGUUAGAUGGUGUUCACUGCUUCGAGUCAAUUGUACCUUAUUGAAUUUGAAUUCAUGCUUGAUUUUCGAUGUUAUACGAUACAAUUAAAUUAAUUCAAUUAUGAAAUUCGUGCCUUCUUCAA
Prosopis cineraria is the source of this 541-nucleotide messenger RNA. RefSeq lists its product as uncharacterized. The coding region runs from base 179 to 463 and encodes 94 amino acids. Lineage: Eukaryota; Viridiplantae; Streptophyta; Magnoliopsida; Fabales; Fabaceae. The transcript has a single exon. The record is from RefSeq and is a predicted model, not a curated record.